Messenger RNA from Gekko japonicus, 2089 nucleotides. RefSeq names its product DnaJ heat shock protein family (Hsp40) member C28 (gene DNAJC28). The coding region runs from base 171 to 1307 and encodes 378 amino acids. Lineage: Eukaryota; Metazoa; Chordata; Lepidosauria; Squamata; Gekkonidae. The transcript has 3 exons. The record is from RefSeq and is a predicted model, not a curated record.
GUUGUAUUAACAGCCUGCUCGAGAGUCAACUGAUGUGGAAAGAUCGUUUGUGAAAGGUGCUGGGAAUCAAUUGCCUUGUAGACAUGAAGAAUGAUCAUGUUCCAGCUCUUUAAUGGAAUGGAAGAUUUUCAAAUAGGUGAUGAUUUGCAUUAAAACUGCACUGAAGAACUAUGAAGUGGUUUUGUGUGGUACUGUGGAGAAAAAUACAAUGUCAUUUCUGGGCAUACUCAACACUGGUUCUAAAGAAAGAAAAACAAGUUCCAUAUUACUGCAUCUACAGCCAUAGACAGUUGUCAGAUCACAAGCCUAAAAAAAUUAAAGACUUUUACAUGCUGCUUAAACUUCAGGAAGGCUGCUCUUUGGAUGAUGUUAGAAAUUCAUACCGAGAUCUUGCCAAGAAAUACCACCCAGACAGUGGUUCGGUUACAGCAGAUGCUGCAACUUUUGUGCAAAUUGAUGAAGCAUACAGAGUGGUACUUAAUGAUGUGGCUGAGAAAAUUAAAUCAAAUGAAAAGGAAGAUGAGGAAGAAGACAAAUUCAAGUCUGUAGCACCACAACAUAGACAGUAUUUAAGUUUUGAAGGCAUUGGUUUUGGUACACCAAGUCAAAGAGAAAGACAAUAUAUGCAGUUUAGAGUUGAUCGGGCUUCUGAACAGGUCAUGGAAUACCGCAAACAGAAAAUGGAGAGCCAGUCCGCUAUGAGCAGUACAAUGUUAGCAAAAGAUAUAAGGCAAAGUAAGAAGGUAAAAAUCACCCAAGCAAUUGAACGGUUGGUUGAAGACCUAAUUCAGGAAUCUAUGGCGAAAGGAGACUUUGAUAACCUCAGUGGUAGAGGAAAGCCUUUACGAAAAUUUUCAGACUGUCCACAUAUUGAUCCUAUGACUCACAAUUUGAAUCGUAUUCUGAUAGACAAUGGAUACCAACCAGAAUGGAUUAUAAUGCAGAAAGAAAUACGGGAAACAAUUGAAAAACUGAGGAAGGAUUUGAUUGCUUCCAGGAAUAAAUUGGGAGAUCCAAUGACACUGCAUAAAACAAAACUCUGGAACGAGGUCUGUGAACAGUUUACAGAAAAUAUCAAUAAAUUAAACAAAAGAAUUAAUGAUUUCAAUUUAAUUGUCCCUAUUCUCAGCAGACAGAUGGUGCAUUUUAAUGCCAACAAAGAAAUUGCACGUGCACAAGAACUCUGCGAAGUCCAGAUAAAGAAAACAAGGGCUGAAGAAAACACAAAGGAAAUAGAACAUGAUCGUGGCAGAGAAUCUGAUCUUAAGACCAGCUUUUUAAAAUGGAUGAAUCUUAUUUUGAAGUAAGAUCGAGAUUUGGUUUCAUGAAGACUUACAUCACUUCCACAAACCAUUCUGUUUUCGAUUUACUGAUACAACAAACUGCAUUUCCUCCUUUGCCAUCAAACUGUACAAAUGAAUCAACACAGUUCUACCAGUAAAGCCUUGGGUUUGUCAAGAUUCCUGCAUUUUCAUGUAUGUCAAAUUAGAUUUAAAAAGAGAUUGUUAGUCAAGUUAUAUUUACAUUUGGAAAUAAAAAUAUAUAUGAAAUUAAUUUCAGGAACAUUGUUGUUUUGGAGUUGAAAGAUCAUCACUCAUCUUCAGUAAUGCUUAUGCUGGAGGCAAAAUGAUAGAAGCACUAGAAUCUGCCACUUGAAGAAGCUGCUUUGUCGUGUCACCUGUUGCUCCACAUCCAUUCUUUUCCAUUCCAUUGCUGGUUGAGAAUGGAUGGGAAUCUGGCUACAAUUUUUUUACAGUGUUCUUUAGAGCUCAGUGUUUCUCAGUGAUGAUAAUGCUGCUUUACAAUAGUGCUGCUGACCAUCUCCACCAUCUCAUAUUGUGAAAGGGCAGGACCAGCCUAACCAUGUAAGUGAUCUAGGCAGGCACCUGGGGACCAGCUGUUAAGGGGUGCCAAAAAGCUCAUGCUGAGCUCCUCCUCUCCUUUGGGAUCCACAGCUACAUUCACCUAUGUCUCCAGCUGUGCACCCAGUGUGGCCAGUGGAAACACUAGGGGGAGGUAGGAAGAGAGGAAUGCUGUGCCUGUGCCCACCUACUAGCCAAGCCUGCCUAGGUGAGAGGAGCAUACAGAG